CCUCAACUCUUAGCAGCAGCAGCAGAAGCAGUGGGGAUCUAGACUUGCCGACUGAUUUCAGCUUGCGCGCGCUUUGCAAGAUAAGGAAAUAUGAAUAGUUCAACGACCAAGACGUAUGGCGUUACGCCGCCGAUUUCGACGGCCGCGCCAACAGAGCACGAAAUCGCAAUGAAUGAGAAGCUGAUCGAAGAGCUGAAGCGGGAAGGAUCCUUUGAAUCAGAAGCCGAGUCCCAAAAGAGAGUGCAAGUUCUUGGGAAGCUACAGUCGCUUACGGAAGAGUUUGUCAAAACCGUUAGCAUGCAGAAAGGAAUGUCUGAAGGAAUGGCCGCUGACGCCGGCGGGAAGAUCUUUACUUUUGGAUCCUACCGUUUGGGUGUGUACGGCCCCGGUUCGGAUAUCGAUACUCUGAUUGUCGUUCCGAAGCAUGUAACGCGCGAGAACUUCUUUGAUGUCUUUCAGAAGCUUCUGCGCAAGUGUCCCGAGCUUGACGAGAUCGCCGCGGUUCCUGAUGCGUUUGUGCCGAUUAUCAAGAUCAAGUUCUCUGGCAUCUCUGUCGAUUUAAUCUGUGCGAAACUGGAUAUUCCUCAAGUUCCGCUUUCGCUGACGCUGGAUGACAAAAACUUGCUUCGCAAUUUGGAUGAGAAGGAUCUGCGCGCGUUGAAUGGUACCCGAGUCACUGACGAGAUCCUGAAUCUUGUUCCGCAGACAAUUGUGUUCAAACACGCUUUGCGCGCAAUCAAACUAUGGGCCAAGCGUCGCGCGAUCUACUCAAACGUCAUGGGCUUCCCCGGUGGCGUGGCAUGGGCGAUGCUGGUCGCGCGCAUCUGCCAGCUAUACCCGAACGCGAUCUCGGCGACGAUUAUCAGCAAGUUCUUCCACAUCCUCACAAAAUGGAGCUGGCCGCAGCCCGUGAUGCUCAAGCCGAUCGAAGACGGGCCGUUGCAGGUCCGCGUCUGGAAUCCGCGGCUGUAUCCGCCUGAUCGUGGACAUCGGAUGCCGAUCAUCACGCCUGCGUAUCCGUCGAUGUGUGCGACGCAUAACAUUUCGGCGUCGACGCAGAAGGUAAUUAUGGGCGAGCUUUCGAGAGGAGCGGUUCUUAUGGAUGAUAUCAUGAUGGGCAAGAAGACGUGGACAGACUUAUUUGCCAAGCACGAUUUUUUCUUCAGAUAUAAAUAUUAUCUCGCUGUGUACGCUUCGUCUCGAGGAACGGCCGAGCAGCAGCUGAAAUGGUCGGGAAUGGUGGAGAGUAAGAUCCGUUUACUAGUAAACAAGCUAGAGUGGAUCGACAGUAUAGAGCUGGCGCACCCGUUUGUCAAGGAGUUUGACAAGAUCCACUACUGUGCAGACGACGAAGAAGCCAAGCGCGUCGCGGACGGCGAGCAGAUGGAGGGGGCAACCACUGUCGAAGCAGAUCUGGAGAAGGCCGCUAAAGAUGAGGAGACGAAGGGCGAUGGCGAAAAGACCGAAGCUGACGCCGCGAGCAAGGAUGAGGCGGAAGAAAAGAAGAAGAUUGUGGUGUAUACUACGACCUUUUUUAUUGGGUUGGAGAUCAAGCUGGAUCCCAAAAACAAGCAGCUUGAUAUCCAGUGGCCAUGCAAGGAGUUUUACGACACGUGCCGGUCGUGGCCUGAGUAUGACGAAGAUAUCAACUGCAUCUGCGUACGGAACAUUCGAAAGUAAGUAUAGUUCCGCAAAACAAACAAAAGGACUACGAUUGACGUUGGUUUUAGUUUCAACCUUCCCGACUACGUGUUUGAAAAGGGCGAAACCCGGCCUGUCAAGCAGCCAAAGAAAGCAAAGCGAAAACUCGGUGAUUCAGAG
Myxozyma melibiosi is the source of this 1821-nucleotide messenger RNA. Its product is annotated as Poly(A) polymerase central domain-containing protein. Gene Ontology annotation, cellular component: nucleus. NCBI's taxonomy places the organism in Eukaryota, Fungi, Ascomycota, Lipomycetes, Lipomycetales, Lipomycetaceae. Bases 91 to 1680 code for a protein of 529 amino acids. The record is from RefSeq and is a predicted model, not a curated record. Gene Ontology annotation, molecular function: RNA binding; poly(A) RNA polymerase activity. The transcript is spliced from 4 exons.